Molecule: messenger RNA, 340 nt
Organism: Colletotrichum navitas
Lineage: Eukaryota; Fungi; Ascomycota; Sordariomycetes; Glomerellales; Glomerellaceae
Exons: 1
Coding region: 75-305 (76 amino acids)
Source: RefSeq, a predicted model, not a curated record
CUCGUUCGCGCUGAUCUAUACAUACAUAUCGACUUCGUCCUUGUCCUUCCACCAUUCCGGUAACGGCUCAUAACAUGAACUACUGCGAGUUAGUGAUGAUCUCCCUGUUUUUUUUUGUUGCAGUGUGGCUCUGGUUCAUGGGGAGGAAGGCGCAGGCCGGUUCGAUCUCCACCAUUCUUGAGUCCUCGACUUGGUAUUGGACAUUAGGUCCUAGAUUUUGUACUCUUACAGAUGGGUUUAACUUGUCACUGCUCACUUCGAGAAUUCUGGACAAAGAUUCAAUCACGACUGGAUCCUUGAGAUAACCUGAAUUACAGCCAUACUUAGACUUACUUCAUGG